AUGCCUGCACGGAGCAAGUUUUCUCCAAUUCAUGUGAGCGGAUCUACAGAGUCCAUUGGUGCCGUGGACAUUCUCGCGCAGAUCAAGGCCGACUUCAAUGAGAGCAGAUCCAUUCUCUUCGAGAUUUCGCGAGCGCGGAGCUCUUUCUUUUCUACUCUCACCGGCAACCGCUCCAAGCUUGGCGACGGCGCGAAAGAGCUAGAGAAGACGCUUUCUGACGUGAUAACCAAGUUGAACGAUUUAGCUGCUAGGACGGAUAUUGGUCUGAACAGUUUGCCUAAUGCAAUCAUUUCAAUGCGGCAGAUUGAGAAGAAGCUUCGUGACAACAUUAUUGCUGAGUUAAAGGCUGGAAUGAUUAAUAAGAAACACAAAGUAGACUACGAGAAACUGUCAAAGCACGCGGCAGCUAUCUGCGCUGAAGCUAUAGAAAUUUACAAAAACGCUUGA
Messenger RNA from Trichoderma virens Gv29-8, 447 nucleotides. RefSeq lists its product as uncharacterized. The record is from RefSeq and is a predicted model, not a curated record. Bases 1 to 447 code for a protein of 148 amino acids. The transcript is spliced from 2 exons. NCBI's taxonomy places the organism in Eukaryota, Fungi, Ascomycota, Sordariomycetes, Hypocreales, Hypocreaceae.